Messenger RNA from Colletotrichum fioriniae, 948 nucleotides. RefSeq lists its product as uncharacterized. Gene Ontology annotation, biological process: acylglycerol catabolic process. Gene Ontology annotation, molecular function: monoacylglycerol lipase activity. NCBI's taxonomy places the organism in Eukaryota, Fungi, Ascomycota, Sordariomycetes, Glomerellales, Glomerellaceae. The record is from RefSeq and is a predicted model, not a curated record. Gene Ontology annotation, cellular component: mitochondrion.
AUGGCGUCUUCCAGCAUGCACUACGCCCACUGCGGCGCAAACGACGGCUGCAAACUCGCCUUCCAAUCCUCUCUGCCCCUCACCGGCGCCAGCUCCGCAACCCGCUGCAUCCUCCUCAUGCACGGCUUCAGCGGCUCCUCGGACUACUUCUACCGCAACGCCGACGCCCUCGCCUCCUCCGAGGACACCUGGGUCGUCGCCCCCGACAUGCGCGGCCACGGCAAAUCGGACCGCACAAAGGGCGGCUACCACGUCGCCCGCCUGGCCGCCGACCUCCGCGAUCUGGUCCACCACCUGCGGCGCGCCGCCGCCUCGCCCGACCUCAAGAUCGUGCCCGUCGGCUGCUCCAUCGGCGCCGCGGUGCUGUGGACGUACGUCGAGCUCUUUGGGUGCGCGGAUUUCGCGGGGUUUGUCUUUGUCGACCAGGCGCCGCUGCAGGAUCGGUCGCUGUUUGACGGGUGGGAUGAGAAGUUGGCGCACACGGGCUGCUACGACGAGAAGAGCAUGCUGGGCGCGCAAAAGUUUUGGAUGGAGGAGUCGGCGGCGGCGCAUGUCGAUCUCGUGGACGGGUGUUUGGGGUACCGCGCGAAGCCUGACCCGGCGACGGACGACGUCUCUGCUGAGGUGAGGAAGAAGGACGAGGAGUUCUUCACGGGGAUUAGUGCGCUGUGCGAUCAGGCGUGGCUUGCGAGGUUGUUGGCGGAUCAUACGCGGUACGACCACCGCGAGGCGAUUGAGAUGAUUAGCGUGCCGACGCUGGUGAUGGCGGGGCGGAAGUCUGGGUGCUUCCCGCUUGAGGGGAUGCUUGAGACUGUCAGGAGGGUGGAGAAGAACCGGCCUGGUUUGGCGAAGUCGUCUGUCUUUGAGGCUGGACAUUGGUUGUUUUAUGAGCAGCCUGAGAGAUUUAACAAGGAGAUCGCGGAGUUUGUGGAGCUGUGCACUAAAUAA